AUGCCUGGAACUUUGCUAAUGGCUGAAGCCGAGGAAGAUCAAGUUCCAAUAGACUAUUACAAUGCUGAUCCCGUGCGACUGGCACACCCCGACCCGGCGCUGGUAGAGCAGGCAGCAAGCGUGCUGGCCAAGGCUGAGAGGCCGCUCAUCAUUGUCGGCAAAGGGGCUGCGUAUGGUCGUGCUGAGGAUGCCAUCUGCAGGCUAGUUAACAACACUAAGAUCCCGGUCUUACCUACUCCCAUGGGCAAAGGCGUAGUCCCCGACGAGUCGGAGUUCUGCGUAUCGACGGCGCGUACACAAGCGCUGCUGAAGGCUGACGUCAUCUUGCUGCUGGGUGCGCGACUCAACUGGAUGCUGCACUUCGGACAAACGCCCAGGUUCGCGCCCGAUGUCAAAGUUAUACAGGUGGACAUUUCUCCUGAAGAAUUCCACAACAGCAUCAAGUCUGAGGUAGCGGUCCACUCUGACAUCAAACCAUUCACCGAAGCACUUAUCCAAAAACUGGCCGAGAAAAAGGUUGCACUCCAGCCGAACAGCAAUGACUGGUGGCAAGCACUGAAGCAGAAACAGAAGGCUAAUACUGAAUUUGUUCUGGCACAAUCGAACGAUAAGUCGGUACCUCUUAACUACUACGCGGUAUUUAAGGCGGUGCAGGCAAAUAUUCCUAAAGACUCUAUCAUUGUGAGCGAAGGAGCUAACACCAUGGACAUCGGACGAGGUCUGUUGCUCAACAACAAGCCACGGCAUAGACUAGAUGCUGGCACUUUUGGUACAAUGGGGGUUGGCCCUGGUUUCGCCAUCGCGGCAGCAAUGUGGUGUCGUGAUUACGCUCCUGAAAAACGCGUCAUCUGCGUUGAAGGAGAUUCAGCCUUUGGAUUCUCUGGAAUGGAAAUUGAAACAAUGUUCCGGUACAAGUUACCUGUUAUAAUCGUCAUAGUAAAUAACAAUGGUAUCUACAGUGGCUUUAAUAAAGAAGUUAUGCAAGACCUGCAAUCUGGCGGCGAUGUUACUCAAUGCACACCACCCACGGCUUUAAGUGUUGAAGUCAGAUAUGAAAAAAUGAUGGAAAUAUUUGGUGAGAGUGGACAUCUUUGCCGCACAGUGGAAGAAAUUGAAGCUGCCGUCAAGAAGGCUUUGUCAGUCACAGAUAAACCUAGCAUUAUCAACAUAUUGAUUGAUCCACAAUCCAACAGGAAACCACAGACUUUCAGUUGGUUAACUGAAUCAAAACUAUAA
Arctia plantaginis is the source of this 1236-nucleotide messenger RNA. Lineage: Eukaryota; Metazoa; Arthropoda; Insecta; Lepidoptera; Erebidae. The record is from the annotation of a GenBank genome assembly.